AUGGUGAUGCUGCAAAGUGUGCUUUCAGCAGCCCCCUCCUACUCCAUGUCUCACUUCGAUCUUCCUGUGUCUUUAUGCAAGAGAAUCCAGUCCACGGUGACGAGAUUCUGGUGGGAUAAUAAUGAAUAUACCAGGAAAAUGGCGUGGGUUUCAUGGUCUUCUAUGGCCAAACCAAAAGCACUUGGUGGGCUUGGUUUCCGGGAUUUCCAAGUGUAUAAUGCUGCCCUCCUUGCUAAGCUGAGCUGGAGACUAGUUCAACAUCCAGACUGCCUUCUGGGACAAGUUCUUAUGGGGAAAUACUGCACUGAAAACAAUGUCCUAACGGCCACAGAAACUUCUAACAUGUCUCAUGGGUGA
Brassica napus (rape) is the source of this 357-nucleotide messenger RNA. RefSeq lists its product as uncharacterized. The transcript has a single exon. The record is from RefSeq and is a predicted model, not a curated record. Bases 1 to 357 code for a protein of 118 amino acids. NCBI's taxonomy places the organism in Eukaryota, Viridiplantae, Streptophyta, Magnoliopsida, Brassicales, Brassicaceae.